AUGAUCGCGACUUUCGACAUCCUCGCAUUCGAGCUGAUAGGUCAGCUCGAAGAGACUCAACUAAAGCCCGGCGAUGAAUGGGAACAGAUGCCACCACUAACAGAAGUCAUCGAUGGUAUAAAUCAGUUUACGCAACACUACUUCCAGCUUGGCUUCAUUCCUAAAGUACAGUUUCCUCAACAAAUGCGCGAAGACCGGCAGUCAGUGAGCCUAUUUCUUGUGGUCAGCAUCCUCAGUAUCUCGGCACGCCUCAGUCCCUCCCUUUCUACUCGAUAUGGUAACGGUAUUGAGGCGUCCCAAUUCUUUAUGGAACACGCUGUCUUGAUGGCGAGGGACGAGAUCUAUCGAUCGAACCUGGAAAACUGCCAAGCCUUUUAUCUGCUUAGCAUUGCACAACAAGGCAGUGGGCUAAAGAUCGAGAGCCAUAUCAACAUGGGCAUUGCUCUGCGGAUGGCAACCACGUUACAGUUGCAUUUGGAGGAGACCUACGAUGUAGAGAACCCCACACCCGAUAUCGUUAUACGUGGAGAAUCUGCUCGCCGGACUCUGUGGAUGUUGCAUAGUCAGGACCAAUUGCACUCGGGUGCUCACUCGCCUAUUUCCCUAGCUGCCUCAGACAUUACAGCGCUUCUGCCAUGUGAUGAGGAUGACUUCGAUAAUGGUCGAGUUCCUCUUUCACGGGCCGCUCUUGAGGGAACCCCUCCUGCCAUUAGCGAUCCAGGACUUGUGCUGAACCCAAAUCGAUCUCUGUUUGCAUCUCUUCUUCAAGCACACCAUUUCUGGGGAAGUAUUACUCGACGUGCCGUUAAAUUCACCGUUAGAAGAUACCCCUGGGACCCAAAGAGCAAACUUGCAAGCGUAUCAAGAGAUCUAGACCAAUGGGAGAGCAACCUACCACGAAACCACCAGUGGAAUCGCUUCUUACUGAAAGAAUAUAAGGCUAAAGGACAAGACUUGGCAUAUCUCGGUUUGACAAUGAUACCCCGCCUCUGUAACAUUGUUCUUCGUCGUCCAUACUUGAUAGAUAUCUUAAGUGUUUCUCCCGCAUACGAGCAGAGACCAGCAGUUUUUGACAAAAUCGCGUGCGACCUCUUCUCCAACGUUCAUGGUCUUUAUCAACAGAUCGAGGCUCAAUUCACAACACGUUCUGCAGGUGAACAUGUCGGCGCUCAAAUGGCUGCCUUUUGCGUUUAUAGUUGUGCUCUUUUUUCUAUAUACUUGUGUCGCUACCCAAACAUCUGCCCGGAUCCUAAUAUCACACGCGAAGGGCCUAUGAUGUUUCAGCGCACUCUGAGUAUUUUGAUGGAAUGCAAAAACGUCUGGCCACUUGCUUCCCGAUGGGUUGAUGCCCUAAAUCGAUUUGCUCAGGAUCCUACCAUGUCAUUUGCCAGUGAAAGUGGCAUGGCAGACUGCAAAGACCUGGUUCACAAUUCUGCAGUCGACUUUCCUAUUACUACCCCUACAUCGUCUGGUACAUCGCCUGCUUCAUCUAUAUACGGCCAACAUGGGAAUUCUCUUGAAACUCGCUCUACUACUCUGCAGCCCCCGUCUCCGCACGAUAUCCCAGCCUCGCUGUCUGGCCCUCGCGGCAUUCCUUCUCAUUUCCCUUCUCCUCACAUACAACAACAAGCUCAAAUACAUCAGCUGCAAGUCCAUCAUGUCCCACAUCAUCACCAUCAACUACAACAACAACAGCCGUCACCGCAAGUGCUACCGCAACACCAGACGUUCGUCCCGCCUCAGCUUCAGUCCCAGCUUUACAUGACCUCUGACGAUAUGACCAAUAUGGAUAUGGCACUUGGGGGCUUCAAUCUGAACGUCAUACACAGCUAUCCCAUCGCAUCGCAGCCCCAACCCCCCUUAGCAGCCACAAGCACAAGAUCUACAGCCGUCACACACGUACCACUUGACCCUCCUGCUGACGGCUACGAGACCGAGCUGAAUUUCUACUCUUAUGGGCCCCAGGAAUGGACGCCGGCAAGCAACAUAUUCGACGGCUAUAGCUAG
This is a messenger RNA of Fusarium sp. VM40, 2007 nucleotides long. The record is from the annotation of a GenBank genome assembly. NCBI's taxonomy places the organism in Eukaryota, Fungi, Ascomycota, Sordariomycetes, Hypocreales, Nectriaceae.